AUGGCACACAAACACAAUCGCCGAAGGGUUCGUCCCCGCAACCGCAACCACAGCACUUUGAAUCCGACCUUCGACAUACCAGACGAUUUAUCAACUAUAUACGAGUCAUCCAUUCUCCCUUCAGCCUCUCAUUCGAGUAGUGACUUGAGGCCGCCUCUAUUGCCGGCAACAUUACGAAACCCUGACGCCAACGUCGCUUCCAGGCACUGGUACAACAGAUAUACAGCCUGGCAGAACCGAGAAAAGGCUCAGAGGCGAGAGGCUGCCACGAUCGAGGCAGAACAGAUCAAGUUGUUUGGUGGUGAGCCAGGAGACGACAUGGAUCUUUGCUAUAAGAUGAUGGAGGUGUUCGAGGGGAUGAACUGGAUUGAUACCCUUGAGUAG
Cladophialophora yegresii CBS 114405 is the source of this 384-nucleotide messenger RNA. RefSeq lists its product as uncharacterized. Bases 1 to 384 code for a protein of 127 amino acids. The transcript has a single exon. The record is from RefSeq and is a predicted model, not a curated record. Lineage: Eukaryota; Fungi; Ascomycota; Eurotiomycetes; Chaetothyriales; Herpotrichiellaceae.